AUGAGUAAGACAACCGAAUCAUCUUUUGAACCACCCAAACCAACUUCCCUACACCCAGCCUACUCUGUUACAAAUAUUCAUACCAAAAUCAGAACCCUAGAUGGCACAACCAUAACCUAUUCAACCUGGACCAAACUGUUCAAUCUUCACGUCGUAGCCUAUAAGGUUGCGAACCACAUUGAUGAGACACUAGCCCCCGAUAAAACCAAUCCUGAUUACCCGCUGUGGAAAAAGUUGGAUGCUCUCGUGCUCCAAUGGAUAUACAGUACUGUUUCAGAUGAUCUCUUGGACCGGAUCUUGGAGACUAAUUCAACGGCUCGUGAUGCAUGGGUCAAGUUAGAAAAGAUAUUUUUAAGCAACAAGAAGGCGAGGGUUGCAGCCCUCGAAACCCGUUUCUGCAACCUAACUCUUACAGCAUGUUCUUCAUUGGAUGACUAUUGUAAAUAG
Messenger RNA from Helianthus annuus (common sunflower), 447 nucleotides. RefSeq lists its product as uncharacterized. Bases 1 to 447 code for a protein of 148 amino acids. The record is from RefSeq and is a predicted model, not a curated record. The transcript has a single exon. Lineage: Eukaryota; Viridiplantae; Streptophyta; Magnoliopsida; Asterales; Asteraceae.